AUGCUCUUCGCUGCCAUCAAAAAAGCACCUGAAAAUCGAAUCGCUGCGUCGCUACACCCACUUCUCGCCAUUGGGUCCCGUUCUCCUCGUGGCUUCACUGCUGGUUCUACCAAGGUCAUUUCUUGCCGCGUCGCCUGGAAGAGGAUUUUCCAGUCUGGAGGUGCGGGACAGGUUGAGAUGACGUCGGAUCGUACUGCGUUCUGCGUGGUGCCUGGCACCUCGAUUACGCAUAUGCAGCAUACACGCAAACACCACCAGGAUGAGCGCCAGGCAAGAUUUGCAAUGAAAUACGAGUGGCAGAGAAUUCGAAGAGGAUGCAAAUGCUACAAAGAUGGAGGCACUUAA
Molecule: messenger RNA, 345 nt
Organism: Paracoccidioides brasiliensis Pb18
Exons: 3
Coding region: 1-345 (114 amino acids)
Source: RefSeq, a predicted model, not a curated record